This is a messenger RNA of Lutzomyia longipalpis, 4075 nucleotides long. It is a transcript of the gene chic, whose product is annotated as profilin. Gene Ontology annotation, molecular function: actin monomer binding. NCBI's taxonomy places the organism in Eukaryota, Metazoa, Arthropoda, Insecta, Diptera, Psychodidae. The transcript is spliced from 4 exons. The record is from RefSeq and is a predicted model, not a curated record. The coding region runs from base 615 to 995 and encodes 126 amino acids. Gene Ontology annotation, cellular component: cell cortex.
AGUACGAUUCCACCAUUGCCGCACCCCUUUGCUUAUUCGUGUUCCGCUGGAACGUAGUCGCCAUUCGCACUUCUGUCGACGUUAAAUUUCCUUCUCUCACCGAGAAAAGUUGCAAUUUCUGUGAACAGUGCCAUUUAGCGUAGCGCCCCAGCGUUCAGGACGAAAUUACAGAGGAUUCGGGAGCGCGCGGAGGAAGAUUUUGAAAACACCGCGAGGAUCGGAAGAGAGAAAAAAAGGGAAAGAAAGAAGGUUCCGGAAAAAAAGGAGGCACCGCCGCGCUGAUUCAUUCAACUUGCAGUGGUGAAAUUUUUUGGGUGUUGCGCACAACGACAUUUGGAUUUCGUUGUUAAUUCCCAUUCACAUUGCCCUCGUACUCUCUGCAUUUCGCUCAGCACUCAAGAAAACGCGAAAGCUUGUCCGUGAGUGAGAAUUCCCGGCAUUUGAGGAAGGUUUAAGAAGAAAGAGGCAAAAAAUCUCCACACCGAGACCCCCCAAAGUUGCGCUUUUGUGCUCUCAUUUUCCACACUUCUUGUGAAACCCGUACGGUCAUUUUGGGGUAAACUUCUCCUUUAUUUCAUUUGUGGGCAAAUCUUACAACCCCCGAGAAAAUCACAAUGAGCUGGCAGGAUUACGUUGACAAUCAGCUCAUGGCUUCCGGAUGCGUGCAGAAAGCAGCCAUUGCUGGACACGACGGUGGCGUUUGGGCCAAAUCUGAUGAAUUUGAGGUGACAAAAGACGAAAUAUCAAAACUAGUGAAAGGUUUUGAAAAGCAGGACCUCCUCACAAGUGGUGGUGUCACCUUAGCUGGUCAACGAUAUAUUUAUUUGUCGGGUACCGACCGAGUCAUACGUGCCAAAUUAGGCAAAGUUGGUGUACACUGUAUGAAGACCCAUCAAGCGGUGAUAGUAUCAAUCUACGAAGAUCCAGUUCAACCGCAGCAGGCUGCUUCGAUAGUAGAGAAACUUGGUGAUUAUUUGCUUACAUGCGGGUACUAGAGGUUUAUGUGUGCUCGAACGAUCAUGUAAUCACAUUUCUCUUCGGCAUUAAUUUGUAUAAGAAUUAAUAAUUAUUAAUGAAAAAAAUGGGAGAAAAAGAAAAGGAAAGAACGUGAAGAAAAAAAAUUAUACAAAAGAGAAAGGAAAGCAUACAAAAAAAAUUCAGCUAAAAAAAUAUUAAAAAAAUAAUAAUUAUAAAUAUAUAAUUGAAGAAAAAAAAAUGAUAAAUUCUGUACUUCGCGAUUAAACUGCACGUUUUUUUAAAGAGAAUUUUUUUGUCGUAAAUUCAAUUUUAUUAAUUUUUUUUCGUGGCUACAAUAAGGUGAGUAAAAAGUUUAUUUUUUUUCCUUUUGAUGAGAAUUUUUGCGAUUUAGAAAAAUAUAAAAAAAAUUUCCUUUUGAACGAUUCUUUCCCAAUUUAUGCUGUCAACAACAUCAAAUGAAUGGAAAGAAGGAAAUGAUGAGAAAAUAAUGAAGAAGAAGAGGGUGAAAAUGAAACUAGGAUUUAGAAAAGAGAUUGUAAUACAUUUCAAACAUAAUGUAAUAAAAAAAAAUCUAUGUUAAUUUAGUACCAAAAUUUUUUUGGAGAGAUUCAGUGAAUUUUCAAACGCAUUAAAAGCUCUUCUUUAUAUAGAGAAAAUUUUUCAAUUUAAAAAUAAAUUUUUCCGAGCUUUUAUCCAUUUUUAUGUGUAGAUUUUUAUGGAGCUUUUUUUUCUCUAAUCUAUAACCGCGCUAUGACAGAACAAGAAAAAAUAUGAUAUUCAGAAAAAAUGAUUAAAAUAUUGUAAUUAGCUUCGUUUUCUGUCGGAUUUAUCUAAAAAAAAAGUAUAAAUAAAAAAAAAUCAAGUAAUUUUCUUCCAAUUAGUUUUACUGAUGAGAACUGGCUUUUAUGCAUUUUUUUAAUGAAGAAAAUCUUUUUGUUUUAAAAGAAAAAAAGUCGCUUAUGUUAAAUAUCUCUAUACUUUUUAUUAUUAAUUAUGUACUUGCAUAGUAUCUUUUGUAUAUUUGAUUUCUCUUACAAUUUUUUUUGAUUUUUUUUUCUAUUCUCAUAAAAUCAAUUUUUAGGUCGUUUUAUUUUCUUUUUUUUUUCUUUUUAAAGAAAUGUAGAAAUUUUUAAUGAAAGAGAGAAAUGUGGGAUUAAAAAAAAAAGAAAACAAUACUUAUCAUUCUUAUAUUAAAAAAAAAUCAUAAACUAAAUGAAAAACGCGCAUAAAAUGUUUAAGAAUUAAUUAUUCGUCACCAUAAUAAGAAAGUAUUUCUGAAAUGAAGUUUUUUUUUGCGAUAAUUCAUUAAACAUUGUGAGAUAAAAUGAAGAAAAAAAAUAGAAUGAAAAAUCCUUUGAUUUUAUUUCAGUCAAAAAUUAAUAAAGAUUUGCUUUCGUAAUUUCUUUUGAUUUUUAAAAUCAGAGGAUUUUUAAAGGGUAAUUUUUUUUUAAAGAAAACAAUUAAAGAGAAAGUUCAGUUUUUUUUUUCUAUUACUCUAGUAGUGUAGUAUUUUUAUCAGAUAUUUAAAAGAAAAGUAAAAAAAAAAUAAUAAAAAAGGAGCGAAGAAGGGAUGAGAAGUAAAAAAAGGAAAAACAAGUAAUAAAGAGAUGAGAUUUUUUUCUAAUGAUGAAAAUAUUGUAAUUUCUGUGUUGUGACUAAAAAAAAAAGUAUGAAAAAUAUUGAGAAAAAAAAAGUAAAAACUGAGUGCUUUUCAUUUUUUCUUUGGCAUCUUCUCAGAGCAGAUUAGAAUAUAUAAACCAUUUAUAAUUGAAUAAUGUAUAAUAUAUUUGAAAUUGAAAAAAAAAAGGAUAAAUAUCUCGUCAAGAAAACUCUCUUCCAAAACUCACGGAGAUUUCUCCAUAAGAAGAAAAGAAAAAAAAAAGAAAUUGAUGUGAUUUUUUUUCUCUAAAUAAAUUGAUGAGAUAGGAAAGGAAAUAAAUUGUAGAUGCGGGAUUUUUAGGAAGAAAAAAAAAAAGGAUUUGUGAUGAAAAACAUGUUUUAAAGACGAGAGAUGAAAAAAAAAGAAGUGAAAAUAGCAAUUUUUAAGCAGUAUUUCUUACAUUUUUCUACACCCUGCCCCCUCUUUUUGAAAAAAUCUUCAUCGUUGCAAAAGUAAAAGAAAAAAAAACAUAAUUAUAUAUAAUUUUCUUCCGCUUCUCGUGAAUAUUGAAAUCACGUCAUUUUUAUUUCCUUGGCUGAAUAUCAAAAGAAAUAAAGAAAAAAAGAGAAAAAUUAAGAAAAGGGAAUAAAUAAAUAAAAAAACGACAUAUUUCAUAAUUUUUCUAGUAAUGAAACAUAAGAAUGCAAUGAAAAUAUGCGCAACAAUAUACAGAUAAAUAUAUAUUUCAAAAAUAUUUAGACUAAACCAUUUUUUUUCAAUUAAAAAGAAUGUCUUCUGAAUAUUUUUGAAAUAUUCCAUGAUUUUGUAAUAAUGUAGUAGCAUUAAAUGAAAACAUUAAGGAUGAAUUUUUCAUGUUCUCAAAAGAAAAAAUAAUAUCACAGAUUGAGAAAAAAAAACAAUAGUAAUUAAAAAAUAAAAGAAGAAAAGAAAAAAAGAAAUAGUUGAACAUAAAAUGACUUUGAUACUGGCAAACAAAUAAAAUAUAAACAAUUUUUAUUAAAGAAAAAAAAAACAAUAAUAAGAAAAUGAGUGUAAUAACAAAUAAGCUAGUGUUUUUGAGAUAUAAAAAAAAGUGGUGAGAAAACAAUUUCGUAAUUUUUUACAUGAUGUUGUGUAAAAUCCAUAAAUAUUUAACAAUUUUUUUCCUCCCAAUUGCUAGUCCCCCCAAGUAAUGCUAUUAAAAGAAAACAAACCUCAAACACAUACCCACACAAGUACAGAACUAAAAAAAAAAGAAAUGAAAUGAGAAUAGUUAUUGAACAACAAAUUAACAAACAAAAAAAUUGGAAAAUAUUUCGAGGAAAUAAUUUGCAGUGAAAAACACAAGAAAACAAAAAAAAACAUUUAGAAGGAAGAAAAUGAGAGGUUCUCAUCUGAAAAAUUAAUGCAAAAAAAAUUGAGAUAUGCAUGUAAAAUUAACAUGAAAUUUGUAAAAGCAACACAGAUAUGCAAAUUAAAGACGAUAAAUCGAUAAAA